GUUACGAAGAGGUGGAGUAACACCAGCUGAGGCUUAACGUGCUAAUACACACUAAGGAUUAAUAAGCUCUCUCCGUCAGUUGUUCUGGAGGCUGCUUGGUGGAGUUGGAAGCCUCUGUGGUGAAUAUCAAUAGUUCAGGGCUUGACGCAGAUGGUGGCGAUGAGGGUUGUCCCCGCAGGGCCGUUGUGUGACGGGCAUGCAUGAGAGACAAAUGCCACUCCAUGUCAACAUGCUGUGAGGACUUACCGUCAUCGCAUGUUCCUCACGAUCUCGUGCUGGGUGUUUAGGGUACACAGACGUCGUGCUAAUACAAGCACCUGGUACCUGUGCUGAUACUUCUCUCUGACAGUCUACAGCUGACAUUUCCCAGGUUUGGAGCAGUGGCCCUAAACGAUGACGGACGCUGAGCAGCGGAAUCGCGUGGUUCUGCUUGGUGCUGGCGGUGUGGGGAAGAGCUCAAUCCUGAAGAGGUUCCUCUUUAAUACAUAUACAGAGGAGUACAAGGAGACGGUAGAGGACCUCUAUUGCCGAGAGUACGAUCUUCACGGAACUAGCAUCAAGGUCGACUUCUUGGAUACCGCUGGAAAUUUUGCGUUCCCGGCCAUGCGCAAGCUAUCAAUGACAACAGCACAUGGGUUUAUCCUCGUGUACUCCAUUACCAGUCAGGCAUCGUUUGACGAGCUCAAGAAGUUAUGGGAACAGAUCAAAGAAGAACGCGUCAACUUCCAGGAGAUCCCGAUCGCUAUUGUCGGUAACAAGGUCGAUAUGGAGAACGACAGACAGAUCGAGAAAUUUGACACGCUGAACUGGAUCUAUAGUGAGGGGUUUUGUGGGGGGUUUGUCGAAGUUUCUGCAAAAGAAGAUGAAAGUAUUUCCGAUAUUUUUAGAAUUCUCCUUGAUCAGUCACGAGGAGGAGUACACAGGCAUUUUGAGCCAAUCGCCAACCGCAGAGUGAGCACGAACUCCCUCGACGAGACUGAGACGGAAAAGGCCGAAGAAUGGGAUAGUGAUGCAAAAAAGUUCAACCGUAGUCGAAGUCUCAUCCGUCGUGGUAGCAAGCCCCGAAUGAAAAGGUCGCCGCGCCACCACGGCAAAAAUGACUGUGCUAUGUCCUGAUGGCGUGGUACAACAGUGUGUUGCCAGGGCUGGAUGUGCCCAACUUCAAGUUCGUGGUAAGUUUUUCGCCUGGAUACUGGAGUAAAUGUCUGACGAACACCGGCCAGCCUUAGCAGCAGAGGGCGUGUGACGUAGAACAAUGCUCAACUUUAUUCAAUGGAUGUGUGUUUUGUUAACUGAUGUGAGUAUGAUGUAUUGCUCGUUAAGCUCCUAGUUGACUGCACCAAACUGAAGAGACAAUGCAUUGAAAAGUUAUUGUAUUGUGACAAUACACCACACCUCAGUGGUAACCAGCCCCUUCCCCCGCGGGGUAGCUGUUCAGU
Messenger RNA from Haliotis rubra (blacklip abalone), 1439 nucleotides. RefSeq names its product ras-related protein Rap-1-like. Gene Ontology annotation, molecular function: GTP binding; GTPase activity. The record is from RefSeq and is a predicted model, not a curated record. Lineage: Eukaryota; Metazoa; Mollusca; Gastropoda; Lepetellida; Haliotidae. The transcript has 3 exons. The coding region runs from base 394 to 1116 and encodes 240 amino acids.